AGAGCAUCUAUUCUACGCAGAUGGACAGCGCAGAGGAUGGAAUUGGAAACUGGAGUACUGCUAUCUGCUUCCGAGACCAGCGAAGAAUAGGGAGAAGAGUGAAUGGCCUCUACCUCAUUUAUCUAUAGGCAAAAUCCACGACAGUCUGCAGGUUUCUACUGCCUCCAGCAAAAGAAGAAGCUAGCACUCAUAGCGGCACUACCUCUAGCACCUGAGUUUCUCACUACUCGAAGGACAAACAGUAUUAGUAAAGCAGAACAGGGGCAGGCACAAGCAGAACUAGGUCUAGGACUUCUAGUACUGCAGCUUCAUUUCAUACAAAAAAGAUGGUCAAUAACCGCAAAUUUCGUGCACUCGUCCUCGCGGGCUCGUUAGCCGAGGCCGAGCGAGUCAGUGCAAUGCAGGCUGAGGCUGAUGGAGCGGCACCGCGGCCACAGAAGCUUCGACGCUCAAAAGGCUUAGGCAAUCAGCGACCCAUCCAAUCGUCUCGGGAAGACGUCAUCGACGUGGCGAAUGCCUUCUUGGAGGUUGAGAAGCGGGUUGGACAUCAACACACGAAACGCAUCUUGGCUGAAACAGCACCGGAACCGUUCAAUGCCGAGGCCAAGGUGCUAGGAAGAUACCCUAGCAUUUAAAGAUUCCGCAUAUGGAAGAAUAGUUUUUCCCAGAUUGGAAUAGUUUGUGUAGAGACUUGCUGCUUGUUACCAUGAUUCUUCAAAGUAUUCUCCCCACUUCUAAUAAUAUAGUGUAAAGUUCUUCUACGCCUCUCACUCUCAGGCUCGCGUAGAAAGACUAUAUGGACACGACCUGACGGCCAAUCAUGUCAAAGUCAAUACAGCACUUGAAGCUACACAAACCAUUAUCGCGAAUGCGCGAGCAUAUUACAACGCCUUCGAGGUGGCACGGGACGAGUUUGAGGCGCUUUGGCAGGAAAAGCGAGAAAACGAAAAGGCAAAGCUGAAGCCGAUUCUGGAAAAAAUUUUAACGUCCGGUCGACAACAACAACAAGCAGUACUGGUGGAGGUGGACAGACUUGUGAACGAAUUUGUGGAGGGCGUAUGGAAGCAUUCCCAGGAGGUGAAAGAUCCGGACCAACCAGCGCAAGAGGAAGAUAUAGUGCAGGUCUAAGUCUGAGGAUGAUUGAUUUCCCCCAUCUCAUUUGUAUUUGUUUUUUACGUUUUCUUACUUAGUUUCCUUCAUGUGACACCUCAUAUUACACAACUGAGUAGUUUGGCUAGCCUUAGUAAUCACUUGAGCUUCAAAGUAUUCUCCCCACUAUUAAUAUUAGUGUAAAGUUCUUCUACGCCUCUCACUUUCAGGUUACUCAGCGUAUACUUGAAAAACGUCUUCAGACGAAGGAGGAGGUCAAGGUAGCGCUUGCCACUACACAAACCAAUAUUGCGCAUGCGCGGAACCUUUACGACGCCAUAGUAGGGGAGAAGUUUAGGGCGAUUGCGCAGGGAACGCAAGGCGAAGAAACUGCAACGCAGGUCUAAGGCUGAGCAUAAUUGAUAUCCUAUCUCAUUUGUUUUCAUUUUUUUACGUUUUCUUGGUUCCCUCCAUGUGGCACCUCAUUUAUUACACGACUGAGAAGUUUGGCUACCCUUGAUAAUCACUUGAGCUUCAAAAUAUUUUCCCAACUUCUAAUAUUAGCGUAAAGUUCUUCUAGUUCUACGCCUCUCACUCUCAUGCUCCCGAUAUUGCGUAUGCGGGGCGACUUUACCACGCCAUCAAGGUUGGGUGGGAAAUGAUUGAGAGCCUUUCGCAGCAAACACGGAACGAAGAAACGUUAAAACUGAAGGAGGCGCUGAGUGACGAGACUAUAACGCCCGACGAACUAUCAGCUGGGGAUGUAGACAGCAUGGCGGUCGAAUUUGUGGAUCGCGUAUGGAACAAGCAGUCCCAGGACCGGCAAAAGCCGGCCCAACCAGCGCAAGAUUUAGUGCAGGUCUAAGGCUGAGGAUGUUGAUUGGUUUUCCCCAUCUCAUUUGUAUUUGUUUUUUUACGUUUUCUUACUUAGUUUCCUCCAUGUGACACCUCAUAUUACACAACUGAGUAGUUUGGCUAGCCUUAAUAAUCACUUGUGCCUUGUUAAGACUUAAGAGCUGCGGUUGGCAAUUUUGAAUUUAGCUGAUGACUUCUCCUGAGCUACGUGCGGCGACGUCUGAGAGAUACUAGAUUAAGGAAUCUCGCCCACGCCCAUACUUUUGAAGAGCCUACGAAAUGGCUCCUCAAACCAAGAAAUGAAAAUGUUUUGGGCUCUAACAUGAUAUGAUGCAGAAUCACCUGGAGCUCGACGGAUGGGCGUUUCUAACCAACGAUCAGAAAGCAGCUUUAUCCAAUUUUUACAAAAAGGGAGGCGAAGACGAGCUACACAAAUGCGGCUUGCUGGAGCCUUCGAUGACCGUAAUUAUAUGCUUUAUGUCAUAAAAUCGAAUCUGACUGGUGCUGGAGGAUGCUAUCAUCAAUCUUUAUCUUUCUGAAGGUAUUAGUAAUGAUAUUGGUUUCAUACUUUCACUCAGAAGAGAAAUUGAAAUUGGUUUUCUGUGUAGACCUGAUAUUCGACUCUUUUCUUAAUAGGCGGCCGAUACUAGUUCGCAACUGCUGGACCUGGAUCAUCAGUUUGCUCGCAAUUGGAGGGCCGCUGUGGAGGAUGCGAUCAAAUUCAACAUGUUGAGACCGAAGAUCUGCAAUCAAGACGCUGACACAGAGGGCGAAAAAUUGUACACCGCUAUGUGCGAGCUCCCUCGUUUACGAAUUAACCCGUUUGCUGCUUCCUGUGCCGGUUUGAAAAGCACGCGUGGCAUUUUUCAGUACAGUCGUCACAAGGUAAUAGAAGAGCGCGACACUCUUAUGAAUGGACAAAUUACCAAAGUGGACAGCAGUCGAAAUCGACAGAGUCGACAGAUCCCAGCGAUUCCGUCGAAGACCGUCCGACUUUAUCGGAGGAGUUUCAGCUUCUUUCUACUUAAAAUUAGAGGGCUUCCAAGUUGAGGCCCUUCCUUAAUCGAAACGAAAACGCGGAGGAUCCGGCCGCAGCCUGCAGGUAAAGACUUGAUAACUUCGACGCAGUAGCAAUUUCCCUCAGGCACAACGGUAACCCCCGCCGGGUAGAGUUGCGACUUAGUUUGGAGCUAGCGCCUCCCUUGGUCUGGACUUUGAUCUUUACCGUGGCCUUUUCUCUGUGCGCCAGGAUGUUUUCCCUCUCGUGAUCUUGGUAGGCUUUUUCUCUCUCGCAGAUCCUUCCGUCCUUCGUGCCCUUGGUUUUUUCUCUCUCGCAGGUCCUCCUUUCCUUUCUUCUCAAACGAGCCACCACUAGACAGGGAGCCAAUUUGUACAGUUGUGGCUUUCUUAAACGGAAGCCGCAGCUUGAACCUUUCGCCUUUUCUCGUGUCUCUUCCAUACUUCCACAUGCUGUCAUCCGCGCGCCUCACUUCGCUUUUUCUGACGCGAAACGCUGUCCGUGACUUUUCGCAGGAGACGGCUCAACGCACUCUAUCUCGUAGAGCACUAGCGCGCAAGCCUUUCACCGAGCCAGCACUUGCAAGCGCGGCGCAUGAAAGGCCGAGACGAUAAGCGGAAGGACAAGGUCGCAAGGCUGUUCGUGUCGUGGCGCUGCAGAAGUUUCUACGUUAUGCCCGAAGUAGCUCCCUGCGAUUGUUCAGCCUCAGCCAUGACGCAGAUGAUACCACUCCCACAAAACCUCGCGCGUGCUGCUUCCUCCCUGCUCGUGCAGCGAGUGCACCCACGACAUGCAGCGUCAGGAAGACCAACCGCCCAGCCACUCCCUUGGGUCUAGCCGUUACAACUGCAAGGCAUUCAACGCAAGAAGUUUCGCAUCUUGUGGCUGGCAUCUCGCUCCACCUUACGCGCGUCCCCCAGGGUCUUCAUCUCCUAAGUGCUUCUGGUUCCGAGCCUAGUUGGGUAGUGAAUUGGCUUAAUCAAUUUGAGUUGCUCAGCCAGUGCGAGGGAAGAUGUAGGCCCAGACAUAGCGAGCACCAGAAAGCAAAGGGCGCCGCGGAGGUCCAUGACUGGGCAGAGAUGAAGUCGAGCAUAAUCAAUAACGCAGCAAGUAAGAGCGUCUACGCCACCAGCUAGAUAAUCACGACGAUGAAAAGGAUGAGCAAACACACACAGUAGACUCACUGCUGGCGCUGGUGCGCGUCUUUUAUAGCUUAGGGCCAGUCUCUCGCUCAUGCUCAGGCUCGUGCUCAGUUUUUUUUUUGUCUUGCUAGCUACGGCUGUUGUGUUGUGAAGUAUUCUAAAGCGCAAGACCUUUGGCUUUGCAGCAUGCUGCAACUCUGGCGACCGUUACAGAUAGAGAUAAAGGAAGCGCAGCGGAGUGCCGGCUUCUCUCAUAGAGAGGCUUGAAGAAGAGAGGCAGCGCCCAGAGCUCCGGGUCUUCUGCUACUUCCCGACAAGGCCGCGCGCCGUUUCUUCGUCCCUAUUGCCUGACUGGUAUCCCCGCAGUCUUUGGCCCCAUGUGUUGACUAAGCAAGGCCUUGCAGAUUUAUGCGGAGGCGUUCGCGCUGGCGUUGGAUUGGUAUUGAUGUAGGUGGCUGCUCGUGCGUUUGUCUUCCUUACCAGCGUCACCGCCUUACUUUCUACACCUACACGCACGCGCCUACCACUACCACUGCCCUACCCCUACGCGCUGCACAUGCGCCAGCAGUGCUACUAGUAAUCCCUUUGGAGUGCGAUACGAUUGCCGCCACGAUGCCGCCACUACUCCGGCCAUAGAUUGCGACUCCCCUUACGCUAAAAGCUUCUACUGGCUUCGGCGGGAGGAUGCUACUCCAGAGCCGGGGCUUCUCCAAUUUGAAUCAAUGACAACAAGCAAGGGGCACGAGCUGCAAUGGACUGCGAGAAACUUCGGACGUCACGUGGGUCCAUAUCUAAAGCGAGGACCAAUUCGAACGAAGGCCGCCUAAAAGACAUGGCGCCAGCAUUGGGAGACGAAGUAUCGGGCACAGCUAUGCUGGAGGUGGCAGUCUUGCGCAUUCUCGAAAGAGAUGGACGCCCGCGCUAUAUUUAUGAGAGCACUACUCCACUAGUGCCGAGCCGUGCCCGCCAUCUCUGAGGAUCGGAUGCGUCGAGAACGAGCUCGGGCCAGUGUUGUUGUGAUUGUUAAGCCCGGCGAUUAUAUUUCAAGGAAGACAAGCGCGCGAAGCUGUGCAUCUAGGUGCAAGAACGCGACGCGACUCCUGUGGCUUAGCAAACAAAGUCAAGACUUGGAUCGCGCUCCUCGGCCUUCGUAGGUCGACUCAUCCGAGAGAGACGCUCGCAACGUCUCGAGCUGGAUCGUAUCUCUAUCGCCCAAAGUCUCGAGCAUGGGCACGAGUGUGAGGCUCGAAAUUACAGAAGCAGGCGACGUGAGAGAGUGGCGGCCUACGAAUGUUAUGGCCCGGCGUUUUUAUUUCUUCACCAGUUUCGAAGUAGCUCAAGGCUUGCCUGCGAUUUGGGUCAAGAUCUGCGCUCGCUCUACUAGAGGACUGACCAUACUCUUACUCGGUGUCUCCACUUCGUCUGUGGGCGCUAUAGAUAAAGACGCUGGCGCUGGUUCUAACUCACUUCUUAUCUUUCAGUAUCGGGCUGAAUCUCAUCCAGCGAUCACGGAAAUAGGUGGCGACUUCCUUUGCAUCUCUUGAGAAUGAUCCUACACCUUCAUCGCUGGGCGUCUCAAGCAGUUACGGCGACUGGGUGAGACCCUUAUAACGUCAGGGCUGCUUCGCUUUCUGUCUCAUCUAGCGCCCAGGUUCGUAAUGGGAAAUAGUCGAGCCUUCUACGGUGAGCGCCAUAGAGGAGAGCGGGCAUUAAGGUGCGCCGUGUUUGUGUCCGAGUUCCGAGCCUGACGACAAGACUGACCAUAUUACGAACCGACCUGAUUUCGGGCGAUACUGAUUGAGAUGCCCAGCCACAUCACUCGGAAAGGCUUCCACGUAGGAAGAAUCUUCGAAGUCAUGACUGAAAGACUUCAAGAGCAACGCGCUAGCUUCUAGCCACCGUGCUAGUAUCUAGCUACCAGACUGACUGCACCGCGUCGCGCGUGCUGAGCUGUCUCACGCAAUUACUCUAGUUGAGUCCAAUGCGACACGACGUGGACACUGAAACGCCAAGGGUGGGCAGCUCUCGGCCUAUCCUCCAACGCUAACGGCUGCAGGUGCACGCGCACAGGUUAGAAGCAUGCCCGGCGCUGAGAUCAUGCCGCUGCCCUGUGGUCUUGGGCGUGGUGCUGCGAUGUCAAGAACACUCGGGAGUGGCGUCGUCUAGUCUGAGACGGACUGGCCGUUGCGGCGUCUCAGUGAAAGGGGAGGCUUUCGCGUGGGCGAGGACGACCACCACGACGACGACGUGGCCAGCAACUACUAUACUUCCGCACAGCACAACCAAAGCCACAAGAAGACGCGUCGAGGGUUGCAGCUGGCAGGCGACUCAGUGAUCACAUGCCGCGCCUCGCAGCUCUUUGCACCAGCUGGCAGCUGCUGACCUCCAAAAGCCGCGCUAGCUCAUGAGCGACAAGCUGCGGCAGCAACUGCAACGGCGACGAUUCUUAUGAAUUUCUGCGCCAAUUGCAACUGACAACUGCACUGCGCAGCUGCAGCCCGCUGGUCAGUUCGGGCCCCUUUAUUUGUUGAAGUGUGUGCUUCUACUUUAGUAGUCUCCUCAGGCGUCGGCGUCGAAGCUACGUCCUCGCUGCGCCGUCAGUUAUGUCAGGCCUUAAAUCUUUGGGAUUUCCUUUGCGGUCAUACUAUGCAGCAGCUUGCCUCGUCUUUUUCCUUUUUUCUUUGUGUUCAAUUUCAGUCACAGCUUCUUCGUCGGGUCUUACUUUUAUUUGCUUCUGGUACAGCUUGGGCUCCAGCGUGAGCGUUUUUCUUCCAGAAUAAUUGAAGUUACAAAAUAGAGCGGCUCUGUUUAGUUUGUUCUUUCGAGGUCGAGGCGAGUGCGAAAAUGACAAGGGACAUACCAGGAGAAAAGGUUCGCGGUGUCUCCUUCUUGUGUGUAUGUCUCUCGCCCUCCUCUAGUCUUCUUUAUGAUUGAGAAACUUCGGCCCAAUGCCUGACAAGCGAAUUUUUGGCGCGACAGCUGUUACUACGAAGAGCGUCGCCGCGGCUAGCGAGUAUCGUCGGCCGCUGCGAGCACCAUCCGCCAGGCCUGGGAUUUCACAGCAAGCCGGCGGCCUCAGUUCGCGACAACCCCACACCAGCCCCAGGGACAGACCCAUAGAGCCACACACCCUCACGCCUAUGCUCGGCGUGUUGCCUGGCUCUUGGUGCGACUGACGCUGGCAGACCGGUUCCACGGGUCCCCCCACCUGGUGGCCACCAGCAUGACCCACCCACAGAGGGCGCGCGUGUGUUGUACAGGUGUGACAGUGACCCUGACAAGCCACCGCCGGCGAAAGCCGUCGCAGCCCGGUGUGGCGCAUGACAAGCCACCUGACCACGACCAUGACGGUGGGCCCGAGCUGCCACCUGGAUUUGGCUUGACCAGUCGGCUCGCUGUCUCACCACAUGCCCACCCGCGGCGCCAUGGCUUGAGGACUGCGUGACCCCUACACACAGGCCCCGCGCGCGUCAGCAUUGCCCACGUGGUGACUCUGGGGCGACUUCCACAAAGUGGCCCCAGGUGCUGGGGGAGCCGCCCGCGUCCACCUUAUCGACUGUGGUGCUUUCUUGUUUUCUGCCAUUCGUCCCGCCUUCACUGGGCAGGUGAGGGCCAGGGGUUUAGCAGCGCAGACACCCCCGGCGAGGGAUCUCGCCAAAACUUCCUCUGUCAUGGCUUGGGGCGAAGUUUCUGAGUCAUAUUCUUCAAGCUGACAGAGAUUCUCUUGCCACCUAGAAAGACGCGCAGGACAGACAGCCAAACAAAGUCAGCGCGCUCUCUCUCUCUCUAAUAGAAGACGGCAGUCCUCUACGUCGACGACUGUCGGGGGAUGCGGCGCGCCGAUACUCACGAGCUGAAUUCAAGGCCGACCAAUGCGGCGACCGAGCGAGUUGCGACCGCGUAGCGAUGUCCACGCCUUGAAGUUUCUGACUAUCAUUAUUUGCCUCUAGCAUCAGGGGCGCGCGCAGUUCUCUCUGCUAAUGCUGUUGCCCUGCUUCUCGUCUCAAGAAGUAGACGACUGCCACACUGAAAAGAAACGCGCAGCCUGCUAUCUGCUAUGACUGCAGACGCAGAAGACACGACUGCACUCAGGUGCACCCCUCAGGAAGCGAGUGCAAGUAGAUAGCUGCUCUGCCUCUUGCGUCUUGCUUCGAUCACCGAUCGCAGCGUGCGCAGUCUGUGCUUCUUCGUCGUCUUUAGUGCUAAGCUUCUUGCGUCUUAUGAUGCGUCCCCUACUUCAACUCCUUUCGGGAAUAGCAUAAGCAAAAGCAUCCUUAGCAAAUUCUAAAAAUGCAGCCUCCUCGGCCCAUCCGGAGACCCAAUCGCGCAGCCGGGCGACGCAAUCAGCGGAGACCAAUGGGGAGAGAUAUCCCCCGCAGAUCGUUCCUGCAGCAUGAAAGCGGAAGCAUCCCCUGAAAGUUUAAAAGUUUUGCCCCCCAUGGAGAUCCGACGUCGAUGAAAGAGGGCCAAGAUUGGCGAGGGAGGGGAUAGCUAGAAGACCAAGACUCCGGAGGACAGUGCUUGCCUGCAUCUACUUCGCUAGGAUCUGCCUAAAGGUUUAGACUCUAUUCCAGAAAUUUAUGCGACACAGGCAAGCCUGCGAGCUCUUCACGCUACAACAUUAGACAAGAACGGCGCACCCAACUAGCUUAAGCAUGGAAGUAGACUCAUUCUAGGAGCGACCAAUCAAAUGCAGCACCUGCGGCCCUGCCUCCUCUUCUAAGCUCGCACGCAAAGCCAACGCGGUAAAGCAGUAGCACUCCUAUCAUCAGUCGGCGGCAAAAACAGCGCCAGGCGCUUCUGAAGCCCCACGCCAUGGCUGAAGCGCUGGGGUUUCCGUUUAAACCACAACUAUGUACGCGAGUUAGCUCCUUGUCUAGUGGUGGUUCGUUUGAGAAGAAAGGAGAGAAGGAUCCGCGAGAGAGAAGAAACCAAGACCACGAAGGCAAGAAGGACCCGCGAGAGAGAAAGAACCAAGAUCACGAGAGGAGAGGCGUUCAUCUUGGCGCACAGAGAAAAGGCCUCGGUAAGCUAAAGAUCAGGGCCCAGAUCAAGGAGGGCGCUAGUUCUAAACUAAAUCGCAACUCUACCCGAGAGGAGUUACCACUGUGCUUAGGGGAAAUUAUUGCUACUGCGUCGAAAUUAUUUGCGGUGGUGAUCAUGGCUCUACCUGCAGGCUGCGGCCGGAUCUUCCGCGUUUUCAUUUCGAUUAAGGAAGGGCUUCAACUUGGAAGCCAUCUAGUUCUAAUUUUAAGUAGAAAGCGGCUGGCGCUCCUCCGAUAAAGUCGGACGGCCAGCCUUCGACAGAAUCGCUGGGGUCUGUCGACUCUGUCGAUUUCGACUGCUGUCUACUUUGGUAAUUUGUCCACUCAUAGAGCGCGUGUCUCUGAACAAGUUCGGUUUCUGUUGGUCUGCGCAGAUGAACGGAGAAGGCUUGUCACCGUUAAGGACGAUGGACGAAGCUCCUUGAAGGUCUUGAAUUGCAAGAGGCUGAGGGGUCUGAGAUCAGUGGCUCAAGUGGUUCGAGGGGAGCCUGUAGACCCGUGGGGGCGGCUACUUGGGUCCCUGUGCGUGUUUGUGCGGGUUCUUUGGUAAACUUUUUCGAUCUGCCGGGCUGCGUCUGCCCUAGGACUAGAGCCCAACACGCUGACAGCCUGGCCCCUGGCGUCAAUCUGCGCGAGGCCCUGCCUUCUUCAUCUUAGUUUCUUACUUUCGCUUCCCUCUGCCUUCGCAGGGGCGUCAAAAUCGAAGGACAGCGAGGUGACUGCUUUGCAAAUGACUUAGUCCGGCUGCUUCAUGAGGAUCCGCCCGGGCUGGCUGUUUUGUGGUGUAUUGUCUCAGAGGGACGCCCAGCGGACAUAGCUAGGGACGGCGCUGCCCUAGCGAGGUCUGCUGCGGGGUUGCCCCCGUUGUUGUCUUUUGUUGUUGUUGUUGUUCUUUUUUCUCAACUCAAACCCUCCGUAUGUGUCAGAGCGAUUUGGAGGGUAUGAGAGAGGAGGCGGAGACAUCGCAGGAAAAAGCUUUAUCAUUCGCGCCGUUUUGAUUUUUUCAGAUUGGGGCAACAAAUUCCAAGCAUUGGCGGGACGCUGUGCGCGUGGGCAUAACAAGAAUGGAGGGGCGCCAGCAUUCGCCGCUUCUUCUUGGCGCGUCUGUGGGUGGGCUGCGCUUCCCGUGGAUGACUCGGAGAAGAGAACAAAGCAGGUGGUGCUGCGCUCUCCGGGAGGCGCUUCCAGCAAAGGCAGACGCGCAUGCGUGUGGCUUGUUCCCUUGUCCCCUCGUGAAUCUGGGGCCCGAGCGCCAGGGGAUGACCCGCAGCCCUGCUGCCUGCGGCCGCUGGCUCCGCCACCUCUGGCGCCCCACCUUCUCCAACCUCUAGCGACUCGGCGCCCCCUUCCUGCUGUGGCCGCUCUGGUCCUCUAGCCGGGCCGGAGGUGGUCCGCCGCCCCCCUCCACCGACCCCGCCACACACUCGCCAAAAAAACGAGAACGAGCAAGCAGAAAAGGCGCCCACCUGUCACCCGCUUGCCCUUCGAGGUUCUGAAGGUUUAGCGCGUGCCCUCGGGCUUCGGCGAAGCAAGAGCGUCCGGCGCCAGAAGCGUCGUCGCCUGUCUUUUGGGCACUCGAAGGCCUGUCUACUGAAGAUAGUUCUGACUCUGAGGAAGGCGCAUCUCUACCACGCACAGGUCUAUGCUGUUGGAGCAUGAAUUCCGUCAGCAACCUGCACAGGCUUGCUCCACUGUUGAAGGAAUUUCGCCCACAGCUCGUCGCAGUACAGGAAUUAGAGAGAAGAUACUGGCACGCUGAGGGCGCAGUAGUCGGGCUCGGAGACUACAACAGCAGCGAAGCAGUCUAUGUUGUCGACAGUUGUACGGAUUCGCAACCAUACCUCGGGCCGCAUAAUUCAGGUGGGGUCGCCAUCUUGCGACUGGUGGCGCAUGACGCAGGCGCGCCGCAUCCCCAAUGGUGCGGGAAGUUCUGCGUCGCGAGCUCUAGGCCAGUGCUCUGCUGUUUACAGCGCAGAACUCACAAGGGAUCCCGGAACCACGCGACACAGGAGAGAUCAUGGCGCACUUGGCGUGCGCGCUCUACGACAGGUUACUCGUCGUCUCUGUUUACCUCGAUCACACGCGACCCGAGAGCGGUACUGACAUGCAGCAUCUUGAGGGGCAAGCUGUAGAGAUAGACGACGCGGCCACCCGAGUCCUCCGCGACAACAGCGCUUGCCUGCUCGUGUGCGGUGACUUCAACGCGCAAACGACGAGAAGUGGGCGCGUAAGCGUCAAGGCGAAGAAUGUCACCAAGAACGUCAAGGAAGUGCUAUAUGGCUGGAUCUUUAGGCAUGCUAGAGGCAAGGCCCCCCUACCUGGCGGCGCGUGCUUUCGCGCGACCCCGCCAACGGAGACCGACGCCGUGCGCGCCGGCUUGUCGCGGUCGGCGAGCGACGUGACCUUGUGGAAUCUGGAGGCCGGUCGCCCACAAGAAAUUGCCGACCCCAGUUUGGGCCCGAGCGACCGCGCAGCGAUCUUAGUGCGUCUGCUAUUCGACUUCGGCCCAGAUGGAGGCACGCGGCUAGGUGGUCCACGGCUUAGUUACGCCGCAGCAGUGCGCAAAUGUAUGAUCAAGCUGCGAGGAAGUGCACGCGUAGCCGAAAGAUCGCCACAAGCUACGACGACUUCCGAUGCCCAUCUUGGGACGAUGCAAGACAAGCGGGCGCGCGUCUAUGCACCACCAAAGCGAAGACGGCAGGACACACGUACACCAUGAGAAUGCUGCGCGGGCAAAAGUUCGACAGGACCAACCUCGCCAGGAGGUAUCGCACAUGGCUGAUAACGAACGAGGAGACGCCCAAAACCCCGCUCCCCAGUGGCCGUUGUCGGUGGCCGCGUGAUUUGGUGUCCUUGGAGCGGUCGUCGUCGUACUUCUUGGUCGAGUCCGGUAUGGUCGAAGGAGAGCCGUGUGGCAGUAGUAUCCCUGCCGCACAGCAGUCGCGUCACGGACGCGCCCGAUGGUUACCCGCAGGAGGACGAUGCUGAGGCGCCAAAAGACAUGCCGUCCGAGCAAGUCCGUGCUUUGUUGCGGCACCACGCGCCGAAGUAGCCCUCUGGAGCCACACCUAAGAAAGGUGCUCUAUAUAAAGUGAUAGACUCCAAAACGAAGGCCCUACAUGGACCAAGACGCGGCGAGCCGGCGGACAAAUUGGCUGCGUUAUUGUGCGGGCGCGAAGUGGCCACCACUGCAGCGCAAGCCGCGACGCUUGCCCCGCUAGAGCACCUCAUGAAAGCGCGGAGAUUUCACGAAAGCACAGUAGGGAUCGACGACAAGCCGGAUGCGCGCUUCGGCUUCUGGCUGGCGGUGGCGGAGCUUGAGCGCUGCACGCCUGAGAACCACAGCUAUAGGCUUAGUAUGCAGCAGCUCAGAGAACAUUUCGCGCAGGCCAGCAAAGAGCUCAAAUCCCCUAACGGUAUGCGCAGCAUUGUCCUUAUGGCAAUGCUGGUGGACGAUUUUCUUGCGCAGUUACUGCUCACUUGCUUGAGCGCACAAGCAGACAUACUGGCCGGAGCCGACCCGAGCGAGGCGCUCAAUCAGUUCCCACCGCGUGCAAGACUGCGGGUCUGUAUGUUUCUGCAGAAAAAUGCAGGGAAAGCCGCGGCUUCAUCGUUGAGGCUCAUUGUCACGGAGGAUAUCUUAUUCAGGAUGCUGGCCAGCAUGGCGGUCGCUGAGAUUAUGACGCUCUUGCACGCCAGUCAUUAUCUCGGGGAGGAAACUGCUGGGGGACGGCAGUGCGUUGGGCUCGACAUCGCGGGGCAGCGUUGGGAUAUUCAGGCGAGAGGCAGUCUGCGCGACCUCGAAGCACUUAACCUACCGCCGGCAGAACGAAGGCCGCAGUUACUGUCUGUCGUGGACGCAGCUAACAUGCUCAGCACCCUUCUGGAAGGUGUCACUCAUGGUAGAGGCUCUCAGGUUGGCGAGGUGCAGCCCGGUGCGUGCCCGGCUAUUUUGGAGUUAUGUCCGCAACAAAACGAUAGUAAGUGAAAGUAGAGACGUAGCUUCGAUUUUCUCCAUGCGCAGAGACGUCGCAAUCCAUCGGGACGCCGGGCGCGAUGGCGUGCGCGAUUAUCAUCGUGCAGCCGUUCGUGGCGGCUAUCGGCAGAGCCAUCAGGAGCAGACGUAAAGGCGUGAAGCCGCCGCCUGGGUAUGCCUCAAUGAUCGAGGCGGAUGCGGAGUUGGCCCGCGCGCGAGCGCUGCUCACACAGUGGCUACCGCUCUGCCCCCCAGUUGACGUGGAUCCGAGGCACGCCUGUAAUGCCGGCAAAGGUAUACGCGGACGGCACGGCACGGCGCGGCAGAGGGCCCACGAGAUCGCUGCUGGGUCUAGCGUUGAUGACCUUAUCGGUGGAGUCACUCACUGCACGGCCAUGCGUAGACGACACCUCAGUGAUGAUCGACGCCACAGAGGAACAGACACGCAACCGAUGCCCAGCAUUAGUCGAGCAGCUUCGAGAGAUGGCGACUGGCUUUGGGAUGCUGCUCCUCGAUAACAGGUUGUUUCUCGCGCCGCGCAAGCUCUGGAUGGCGGUACUUUCGGAGCACCACACCAAGAAGGAGCGAGAAAAUCUUGGGAGCAAAGUGGCUGAUGUAGUGCGAAUCUUGGACGUGAAGCCGGAAGUCAAGACGUCGGGCAAGCUACUCGGCUACGCAUUGUCCUCGCCGAUCCUAGAGACACUUGGAGGGGAGCUCGGGCGACGCCUCUCAUGCGCGGUUUAUCUGGCGCGAUCUGUCGCGCGAUCGAUGGGGCACAAGAUCAGCGGCCCCAUGCUUAUUCAACUUGCGAGGUUUGCUGUUUGCGAACCGGUGACGCAUCUGCUGCCGGCUGCGUUGCAACGUCUCACGCCAGAGCGAUUCGACAAUCUCGAGAGAAAGCGCGCAGAAAGUUUCCUUCCACUGGUUGGGAUUUCUGACGAAGCUGCAAGUAUGCCCAUCGAGCAUUUUCAGUUCAGUAGUGCCGCCGCAGUCUUCUUCUCACCAAUUACAGGGGCCAACGGCUUCAGCUCGGCUGCGCGUAGACUCGUGGGCAACUCUGCGCGCAAGGGGUGGGGUUUGCUGCGACAGGCGAUCCGGCGCCGGCAGAUGUAGUUACGGGAGUGAUUAAUGGCAAUGAAGCACAGGACUUCCUAGUCCUUGGCGCGGUGGUCUCUCCGUAUUGCUCCGCCAUGGUUUGCCAGAGAGGCGCCUCAUAGACUCAGAAGAAGCAGCACUAGCCCCCCGCUGCAAGCUGCCCCAGCUGAGCAGCCGGACUACGUUGCCGCGCCUCGCGACGUCGCUACCUGUAUUGUUGAAGUGGCGACGGCUGGUGCGUACGCAUAUUGGAACGGCACGCCACACGCGGCGCGACAUCAGUUUAAGGCCCCGAAGGGAUACUGCGGCAGCGUCAGCCGUACGGUCCAGCACACAACCGCCAUGGCAGUCGCCAACGCCAUCGAGGACCUGCUCGCACAAGUCGACUGCUCCUCGUACGCAUGCUGCCUGAAGGGGGCGCUGGUCCUGGUAUACGGCUGGAGAGGAGGCCCGAUCUACGGCACCAUGGCGCAUGGACGCUUUUGGCGGAUCAAGCACUCAACUGAGGCCCGGGGCGCAGAGAUGAGGCUGCGCCAGGCGCGGUUGGCGCAAGACCUGCGGCGCGACGUAUGGAAGCCGGCCGUGACGUGUAAGGUGGAGCAGAUCGAUGUGUAUGAUGUUCAGCUGCUGGCACGUAGCAAAGCAGACGAGGAGAAGUGGCACCCUCCGAGAGCUGUCCCAGUGCGACUCUCGGAGCUGAAAAAAGGGAAAAAUUUAACCGAAAUUGCAGAGGCUGUGGAGCAGAUUUUGCGCUUCAAGGUUACUGCUGUGCAGGCGGGUACUGCGCAAGCAUGACUAAGGCCUGGGGCACUAUAUCGGUAGCCCCGAGGCAUACGCUCAGAAACCGCACAACAACAGUGAUCAUUGGCAUCGUGGACCAGUUUGCGCCGAUCAUUCGGCUGGUGCGUCACUUAAGGGCAUAGUCGAGAAUUAAGGCCCGUGCUGAGCUUAGGCGCAGCCGCCAAUGUUAAGGCCCGCGCUCGACCCAGCAGGCGAAGCGAAUUCUGUGGCGACGGCAAACACAUAGAGGCUCGCGGCGCGGCAUCAUUAAGCGUUCGGCAAUGUCACGGGUGGCAGAGACCUCCACAAAGGGCCACAGGGGGUCAGUAGGUGUAGAUAAUCUGCGGGGUUGCGUGUAGGGUGAGCGUGCUUAUCUGCAGACUGUGCAUCAUAGUUGAAGGCGCGGAACAUGUAGGCCAACGCGGGCGCAAUCUGAUCAAGAUUGCUGGAGGGGUAUGUAUGUUGGCAAGCUUCAGCAUAUAACAUGCUUGCGUCGUGUCUUGUAAGUAUAUCGUCGCCAUGUAGUGAGCGCGAUGACGUGGACGGACCCACGUAGCAGCGCUAGUCUUGCUGAUCGUUGGACUGUGGUGCCCCGUUCAUAGCGGUGAACUCAAUCAAGUUGGUCGUGGGCUAUGCGGUCGCGUGAAUAAUGUGAAGGCCCACGCUGCACAGUCUCGAAGCGCAAGCCCCACAAGUUCCGCGACAGUCAUCGCGUCGACUGUUGAGAUAAGACCUCACGCCAUGCACAAUAAUAAUAGUAAGUCGCAGAUGCCGGAUCGUAUCAAGUGCAUCCUCUUCAAGGAGAUCCCUUGUGAGUCGAGUUGUUCAUCUCCAAGUAGUCUGGCAUUCGGUAGCGGAUGGCGUUUGGUAAUGGGAUUUAAAGGCCUUGAAGAUAGAGCAUCAGCUUCCAAGGCUGUCCUCUAUUGCGCCACAGGAAGGAUAGCGCUGGGGUCUAUGCUAUUCGUCUCUUCCUCCUAACUUGUUGCAACGUGAUACAGAGCCUACUGCUGAUCAUACUCGGCAUGCGGUUCGAGUAGUAGCCGCCGUAACUUUGUGCGAGUAGUUGACUCAUCGAGUGUGAUUCCUCCCGCGGAAAGAUGGCGCGCCUGCGCUCCGCGCUGCACUUUGAUACAGCCGCGCGCUUGCUAGUUUGGGAGCGGCCCCAUCAACAAUUCAACCGUGCCGCCAAGACAUGGCCGCCGCGACCGCGGCGUGGCACGCGAGCAAGCUGCCACCUUAGCGAUCACCCCGCUUCGCGACAUCUUUUCUGGUGGGUCAGUUCGUUCGAUAAGCGAGCCUCUCUCGACUAUCUGCCGGCUGCAUGGCUGCAGAGCGAUCCCGGUGCGGGUAUGGAACGGCGGGACCGAAGUCAGAUGGAGGCUUGAGCCUGCAGGCACUCCUGGCGGUGCCGCGGUCCGCGCGAUCAUCUUGUACCUGGAGACCGGACGCGUACAGAUUCAAGCCGACCAUGGAGAGCACUUGUCUCGUGUGAUGGAGCAGCUCUGCCGUCACGUCACCAGCUGCCCGGUGAGCGAGAGAAGAUGACUGGGCAUGACGCGCUGUUUCGUGCUGUUACUGACUGGGAGAGAGCUGCCGAAGACGUCGAAGUGGAGUUUCACGAUGCGACACCGCUUCCCGCGAUGGUGGGCGUCGCGCAGAGUCAUACGGUGUCAGGACAGACGCUGUAGCCUAUCUGGGACAGUGCGGCAGCUCGUUCGGGGUGUCUGGAUGUUCCUCCAGGCCACGAGUGCGUAGUCAUUGGCGACGGAGACGACGCUAAAUGGGUGAGCGAGCCGUUGCCAGCUCCGGCCGUUGGGAUGGACCUACUUGGUGCUCGAUUCGGUGCGCUCAGUGCUAGUUGUUCGCCAUCCGCUCUGGCGCCAGGGAAUGCCCUGUACCCCGUGCACCCGGUCACGCAGUUUCAGUCCAUGCCGGCAGCAGGCACGUUUGCGCGUGGGCAAGUCGCACACCCCUACCAUCUGCUGCAGGGUGUUACGCAGGACCCCCAGGCUUCGUCUGGAGCAGUCGAGUCACCGGCGCAACGCAAAUUGCGUCACAGCGUUGACCAAGACCAGCGUGGCAUCGGUCAUGACAGGGGCAAGAAAUUGCGCAAAAACAGUAAGUCUCGACGUGACUCCCGGCGUCGCUCAAGAGACCGUCGCGGCAACAGCGGCCGGCGUUCCAAGCAUACAGGCGAAGAGGAACAUGGCGCGCCUCAGUCUGCGGCAUGUAAUAAUAAUCAUGGCCGGCAUGUACGGCAGCGCAGUCGACGGGGGCUGUGCGUGCCCCGUCGUUUAGAAGCGAAGGUGAUGCGCAGCAGGUGCGCGAACGUCGACACCGUGGCGAUGGCGACAUCAUCUGGCCCGAUUCGGGCGAAGAUAUCCAAGCGCGGAUGGGCCGCGAGGCUGUGCGUCAGUCGCGCCGUUCGUGAAAGGCGGGCGCGACGUCACAGUCUGUCUUUCCGCCGCCGGCACCACUGCAGUCUGCGACGGACCGUGACGGGCUCGGCACUGCGCACAUGAUAAGCAGUUCCAAUACCUCGCCCACGCGCGGCGACCAUGUUCAGCGUGAUGGUAGUGCCAAGCUCGUCCGGGAAAGGAACCGACACGAAUCGCAUGAACGUCGUCGGCGCCGAUCCCAGGACUCCAGGCAUAAUGCAGAGCGAUCCGACUCGGGUGGCCGGUGACGACCUAUCUCGGGGUGGGUAGGCUCCAGAGCAGGAAGAGUUGCCGCCGAUGGGUUGCGAAAGUUGAGACUAAUAGAAGAUAGGGGCUACUUCCAGAGUCGUACCGAAAGCGGGGCUAUAUAUGAUGCAUGGCCAUAGAGUAGGAAGGCCGGAGUGUUGUGAGUGCUCGGUGUAAGUUCAUUGAAUCGCAGUUGCCUGAUUCUCAGAGCCUUAGUCGCGCGGUCGUUGUAGUUAGUUUGUGAAUCAUUAGAACGCGCAUGCGUCUCGCGUGUCUCACUGGCGAGCCCCGCGUGAGUUUUCCGUGCAGUGAGUAGCGCGCUAGAGGGUGGCGCUGGCGUGUGAGUCAAAUGCCAUGCUGCCUUCCUCAGUAAAUUGCACGAGGCGAGUGGAGUUUCUGCGCGUCAGGUUGCUUUGAAAGUUUGGUUUGUGUAGGAUCGCCGUCAGUAGUAUCUCGUUGAUCCUUGCGCCCUCCAUCAAUCCAGCGCUUGUGGAAGUCUGUUUUUUUUUCGUUUAGAGUAAAGCUGUUGGGGCAUUUGGCACGAACGUUCCUUGCUUUGUAUUCGUCGCGUGUUACUAAGUCGCUUCAGGAUAAGACUGCUCUAUAGUUAGUAGCCCACUGCUUUUCGUAUUGCUAUAGUUCGUUAGUGAUGACUUGUGGCCAGCAAGUUCAAACUAUGGGCAAAUGCUGCACCGCUGUCACCGCCGCGCGGCUGGUGGUGGUUCUCGCGAGAGCGCAGAUCACGACGUCUGCAGAGCUGACGAAGCUGCUACAGCGAGGAAAAUGCGCCGGAUUGGCGAGCGUCAUGGUGCUCAGUCAGUACGAUGCGGCGCAAUACAUCGUGAAGGAUGAGGCGACUCGUGACCGUGCCAGUAGUGACGAUCAGGCAGCGACAGCUGGCAUUGCCAAGGCUGUCAAAGUCAUGGGUAAUCUUGACGACGCGGCGCGCGAAGCCUUAGGGGGUAGGUUAACUGUGGCCGACAAGUGUAGGGAGAUUGACGAUGCUCGUCGUGAUGUCAGCGAGGAGCUAGAAAAGUUAGACAGCAUCGCCCUGCGGUAUGCGUGGAGGGUGCAUAAAAGAGAGACGCACGAAAGUGAGGAUGAAAAAAAAAAAAAAAAGAAAUAGAGUGGAGGCAGUAAUAUAAGUGCUCGGCCUCGGGUGAUUCAAUGAUCGCCAGACCCUGGCGAGAGUAUGCUGCUGCAAGAUUAGGCACCCACUGCCCAACAAAAGAGACAAAGAACGAAAGACAAAAAGAAAAACGGGGCCUGCCACUGUUGAAAACAGAGGCGAAAACAAUCAAAAAAAAAAUGUAAAAAAAAUGUAUACGCUGCUAGACCUCGAGAAAAAAAGCAACGAAAAAGAACUGCGGCAGGCUCGUGAGCGCUGGGGUGCCUUGAGCAUGAGCAGCUUUGGUCCUGUCGGACAUGCAAUAUUUGCACGCGGAGAGCAAAGGCAGGCGCGACAUAGCUUACGUGCCUGUCUGUUGUGCUCAUGGUGCUGGCUCAGAGCGAAGCUCGUGCAAAUUCGCUCAUUGAUGGCCUGGUCUAAUAAGUGGAUACCUGUUCCAGAACAUGUAGCACGUAUAUCGUAUCGACUAUCGAAGGCCCCGCCUAUCUCUGAGCCAGGACUUAGAUAUCGGCCUACAUUCCAGGCUUCCUGGGGCUGAGUAGUGGGCGAGGGUGUAGCUUGGUACUAGGACAGGAGUGGCUUCGCGCUCAGCAAGUUACAUGCUUGUCGGAGUCAUAGUUCGUUGGUUGCGUCUGUAGUAGCGCAUGGGAAGCCGUAGCUAGUGCAUAGCGUUUGUUUGCUUGUGUUAGCCUAGCCGUUACGUCUGCGGUUGUUGGAGACCACCGCGUCGAUGCGAAACAUGGCCGCGAGAUCUUCGCGAAAAGUUGCCCGGGUUGGUCUUCGUUGCCUCUGUCUUUUUGAGUAUGGAAAAGGAGGCGGCGCGGCCUCGGGUGCUUUGUCUUUGUGUUGUGUUCCUCUGUUGUUGACAGCCCCGGCGCCAGUUGAGUGCGGACCGCCCGCACGUCAUUGGCGUCGGCGCUGCUUGGAAUACAGCCGCGGCACGCCUGUGCAAGCUCCUCGAGGUGUAGAGAACCCGGGCGGAGGACGGGGGAAACGCAGGCGGGGAAGCAGUGGCAAAGCGGGGCGGCGUUGGCCAUCUUUCUGCGCUUGGGCGCCUGGGUUGGCGCUUCGUUUUUUUCUCUAUAUGAAAAAAAAAAAUCUUCGCGACAAGUUUGCGAAAUCUUUCAAAAGAAUCUUUGCGGAAUCUUUCCGAAAAGAUAAGCGCAUGAAGUUCCAACAUUGUCAAAACUUGUAAACUUUCCGCAAACAUUCCGCGAAGAUUUUGAAGCUUUCGCCUUCCAUGUUUUUUUGAUGAAGACAUGGAAAUGAGUCGCCGGGAACAAACUCGCAACAGCUUGCAACGAAACCGCAUGGGGCUCCGCGCUUGUUGUCUGUGGUUUUUGUGGUUUCUCUGUUCUUCUCUCCAGGCUUGGUAGGCCUCUGGCGUUGUGCAUUCGUUUGAGAAUUUGGCGCGAGGCUACGCCGCGGACUGGUUCGCCGGCUUGUGAUGCUCUCGGCGCAGUGGUUGGCUUGUCUGUGUGUGGGUUGUGUCGGUCUCGUUUUCGGAGCUCCUCUUGGCUUCGUUUUAAUCUAAUGAGACAAGGACAAGGGCCGCGCGAGUGAGCCUCGGCAACUUUUCGCCAAGAUUUUCCGCCGCCGGUGAUUGUCGGGCGUGGUGGUCUCCAACGGUUGUAGCAGUUUUCCAUCGCCUCGCCCGCUGUCGCUACCUAGUCUAAUCGCGCGCUUUGUGACUGAGUUGGAAUAGCUAGCACGUACGUGCUUAGAUAACAGAGUUUGGCAUGCAUGUGAUGACUUUCAUAGAGGAUGUUAAGUUUUCACUUAAGUGCCGAAGGCUGUAAAAAUUACCAACGGGGACGAGUCGUUGUUGUCAGAGGGCUUCAGCGGUCUAGGGUGUAGGGGCGCGAGAAGUGCGAACUGUUGUGCUGAGGGACCUCCAACAAAUGAGCUUGAGCUACCAGAGAAUGCGGCAGCGCUUAAGGCCAUGCGGGAAACAUAUGAAAAAUAAAAGGAGAAAAAAUAAAAUAGAAGAGCGUUGGCGGCAGGGGCUUGGCGUGGUGUCGAACCCAGCCGGGCGCUGAUGGCUUGUUUCUGGAGCUGGGUGAUCUGUGAAGGUCGAAGGAGCAUUAUAAUUCAAAGUGAUCCCCUGCUUACGGAUCUACUACAGUAGCAUGGUCAAGUAAUGCCAAUGCCCCACGUUCGUGCUAGGUUUAGGGUCAAUGAUAAUUCAAGCACGGCCAGGCUUCCGCGGCGUGUUGUGAGGUCGCUUGGCGGCGACCGGUUCUUGUUGAUGAAUAGGCUAUGAACAUUGAGUGCGACACUUCAGAACUGGCCCCACAGUCUAGCCACAGGGUGAGAGUGUUGCUUUGUUUGCCUUUUAUCAGUUGCGUGAAGUCUAAGGCUGGGGAAGUACUACUUACUACGCUCGUGCCCCAGCCGUAGUUUCUAGUAGCAAGCGUAGCACUCGUGAUGUCCUCGCUGAAGUGAAUAGACAGCACGACUCUGGGGGACUUUGCGCUUGUGUAGCGUAGGGGCCGAAUGUGCGUUGAGUAGAGUGCGCUCGUGCUCGUGCUUAGCCCUGAACGCACGACCUAUUUGUGGUGCGAUCAGUCGACCUGGAUCGCGCAGUAUCUGUAACUUCUCGACGCCGAUGGUGCGCCUGGGUGAAGAUGCCCAAACUGUUCCACAGGCCCAAGCGCAGUCAGCAUGCUGCUGUAGAUGCGCUGCGUUGUUUCGGGAAGGAUUCUUCUGCUGUGGUCGCUGAUGACGUGACCCUGUCGGAUAAGUACACCACGCCGCGUAGAGCUGCAGACCACGACUCCAAGCGGAGCCCGCCUGCGCCUGUUCCGCGGCGAUCUCCGUUGCGUGUCCCAUGGUGGCGGCGCUCGCCAAAGGGCAUGUGGCUUCGUGUGUGGCGGUAUGUGAUGGCUGUCGAGCAGUCCAAGAUUGUCGAUGAUGGUGGUUCUGGCGUGCUGGCGGCGUGUAGUCAAGAGUUGGCUGGCUGCUUCACCAGCGCAAUUCAGGCCGAUGAUGGGCCUACGGCGUCACCCAGGGCACUUGUCUUCGAUGAUGACCCUGCUGGCAGUCGCGGAUCGCGUGUGAUUCCCGGCGGGUCCGGGUUGCACGCUCCGCAAUCGUUGAAGACAUACGGGAUCUCGAUGAAGGUGCAUCAACAGUUCCGCAAGGAGGCGCGCGAUUUGGGACAUAUUACGGCACACGGUUGGGCGAUGUGGAAGGCUUCCGGUUUGAGUAGUGCCAUGGCGUUAGAAAUGUUCCGUGCUGGUGGCGGGCGAUGGUUCAUGCUGAAAGAAGCUGGCCUGACGGAUUUGACGUGGGGGCAAUGGCAUGCCCGGCAUCGAUCGCGCGUCGUCCCAGUCUGCUGCGAUGAAGACCGCAGGAGCAAGGCGGUGGCAUCGAAAGAGGAGAAGUUACUGGGGAGAGCUGCUACUAUGGUGCCUGGCAUAUUGCUCAUCGACGGCGCCGAAAAGGCUGAGGCGCUGGAGGCGUACGCCAGCAGGUUCGAAGUCAACAGUAUGCAGAAGGCGAUCUCGGCGGAUGCUGCAGCCUGGGGCUUGGCUGUAGUCAAGCGCAAAGACCAGAAGAAGAAGAGAAAGAAAACGGAGAACAAAACUAGUAGCAAGGACCAUGCCACUUGUGGAAAAGGAGGCUAGUGGCGCGCGCAAGUUGUUCCCUUAAGCCGCGCAAUCUCAUGCGUGAUCAUGUCCCCUCUGGCAUAGCCACCACAAUCAGCGUCGCCGUCUUUAAAAAUCCUUCUGCUGGAUGCUCGUCGGUGCAUCCAUCUUAAGGCCUUUCGUCACGUGCUGUGUUAAGUGGCAACGUCGAUGGUGGUCGCGGAGCGGUCUGCUGACGGUGGCCUUGUCGAGUUGAGUUGUAGUCUCGCCUUCGUGUAGUCGCACUUUCGUCGAAAAUCAAAGAAAAGAAGUAAGGCUGUUGCUACGUCUGUCCACGAGAGGUGUGGGAGGAUCCAUGUGGACGUCGGUCAUAUGGCUACGACUUCACUCAGGUCAUCAGCCUCGGCGUUUGCUGACUUUACGCAAGUCGCCCAUCAUCCUCUGAGGCGAGCAGGUGCCGGCGGGGCUCGUUGUGUAGGGUCCAUAACCUAACCUAACCUAUUGAAUUCAAUUAAAUUGGUAAGCUGGCUAAUCAAUUUGUUAAUUGAUUAGCGCGGGCGGCUUUUGAUGGGAUACAUUUUGGAAUCAGGUGGGGGAUCAGGUGGGAAACCGGGCGGGGGUGGGUUUUUCGGCUAGUCUUUAAGUAGAAAGCGCUUUUCAGGCGGGAACCAGUUCGCUACUUAUUGCACGCACUACCGACGUGCCUUCUCUAUGUGUGUGCCAUUCGUUAGCUAUAGGGGCUUAGUCUGGAGCCAAUUGCUUGAAGUAAUUUCGAGAGAUCGUAGAUGCUUGACGUUGACUUCCUACCUCAUUCCUUACCAACCUCAUUUCCCACCCCAUUUCUCACCUCAUUCCCCACCCCAUUCCCCACCCCAUUCCCCACCCCAUUCCCCACCCCAUUCCCCACCCCAUUCCUUGCCCCAUUUCCCACCUCAUUUCCCACCUCACUUCCCACCUCACUUCCCACCUCACUUCCCACCUCACUCCCCGCCCCAUUUCCCUCCUCAGUCAUUACAUGACUGUAGUGGCCAUCCUCCUGCCAUGUUCGCACUUGCCUCGUUUUUCCCCUUGUUUCCCCUCUCGUAGAAAUUAACUGCCCGCCUCAGAUGCCUCAGCUCCUAGGCCCCUCCUUCUUGGCGCCGGGGUCGUGCCUAGUGCCGGUCGGUGGCCGCCGGUCCCGGCACCUGGACAGGACUCGCUCUGGGAUCCCGGUGCGUAGGCUUCGGCGGCCGCCGGGUCCGGGACCUCGGCGAGGGAGUCCCUCUAGGUACCGGCGACCGCCGGGUCCCGGACCUGUGCACUGUAGGCAACUGGCUGCGGCAGUCUCUAUCGAUCACGUCGCAACCAAGCAAGCAAGACUGACUCCUGCUGCGCCUGCGGGUAGCGUGCGCUACUUAUAGUCGUGCGUGGUCAGUCAAUGCAGGGCACGCGCGUAAUAUCUCGGCGCAGUGAGUCAGUGAGUUAGUCAGCCAGCCAGUCAGUCGAUUAGUAAGCGUAGACCACCCAGUCAGCCAGCCAGUCACUCAGUCAAUUGCGGGCGUGUGUCUCUAGCAAAGUGCGCUACUUUUUUGCGUAGUAUGGCUGUAUAUGUAACCGCUUCGGACUCUGUUGGGAGGAUGAAUGCCUCAGGGUUGCUUCUACUUUUUUAUAGGGAGCAAAGUAAGUAGAUGCCCAAAGUCCUUGGCUUAGUUCGUGUAGGCUUGGAUAAGGAUUAAGGAAUAGCAGGGACUACGGGGUAGCGGGACCCACCUCCUAGGGAGGGAAGCGCCAAAACGGUAGCAGUUGAGCAGUGCGCGGCACUAGAUCGAUCGCUCUGCAGGUCAGGCGAGCAAUCUAGGCAAAUUCAUUCGAUGCAGGAAGUUCGUGGAAGGCUUGGCCAAGUGGGCUGUCUUGGGAUAGAAUUGGUCGCGCCUUGAAACUUGAGGGGGAACCCUUUAGGAGUAGGGAAGGAAGGAUCUAGGCCGGGUGGAUAAGGUUGGGAGACUUUAGACAGCCCUCUUUUGGUCUGUUAGACGCGAAAAGGCUCGAGCUGCUGGCAUCUGUGAGGGUGCCAGGCGGGCCUUCCUUGCGGUAUUUUUUUUUAUGAUUGCCGGUCUGGUCUUCCUUUUCCUUAUAUGUCGCCGCCUGUGUUUCUGUUUUUUCUUUCUCUUUCCCGCCUCUUUUUUACUUCGGUUUCUUGCCGCCUGUCUUAUGUACUUUGAACUACUUACGUGCUUAGGCCUCUUUCUAAGUGAAAUUUCUCUUAUUAUGUUACUACUUACCGCCGACCUUCCCAGUGCGGUGACUUCGUCCCGGAUUUAGAAAAGCCCCCCCCUCUUUAUUUGUAACCCCUGUUGAUGUCCAUUUGGCUUUUUACUAGUGCCUUUGCGUUGGGCUUAGCAGCAGACCUCUGGAGGGAUUUAAAACAGGCGAAGAACUCAGGCUCCACUGCGUUAAAGAAUAGAGGGAAGCUUAAAUAAAGCAGAGGGUAGACUUGAGGACGAUGGGCAAGAGUAUGGGGGUGAACACUGGCCCCUUACAGGGUGCGAGUGAACUGGAGGCGGCUGGUAAAUUGCUCCCGCCCUUUCAAGUUGGGGGAAGCGGAUGACUGCGUGACCGCUGGCGAGGAGUGCCAUAGUCACACUGUUUAUUCGCUUCUUAGACGUAUGCGCGCUCAGUCUGAGGCUCAGUCUAGUAAACGUAAGAAGCUGACGCAACAAAUAUCAGAAGACAUCCCUGGCAUCUCUGUCAAGAUCGCUAGUAGUAUUGAAAUAGUUGAAAGCCAUAGAGUCAGGCACUCUUGCUCUUUGGUCGAGCAUUUACCCAGAGCGCAGAUCGCUAAAAAGUGCGAGCCUAAGUCCCUCGUGGAUCUUGCCCCUUCAGUAUGUAACAACCACAAGAAAGGAGAAGAGGCCUUACUUGAGGGGAGUUCUAUGAAGGACUGGCUGGGGGACUGGGUAGUCAUCCAAAAACAUUAAUGGCGCAAGGACUGAACCAAAACAAGCCAGGGAAGGACUAGAACCAUUUGGGCUUAAGUGGGCCCAACCUCGUAGGUUGGCCCGAGCUUCCUCAUGGCUCAGCGCCUUUGUGCUAGUAUACAGGAUGGCGGUCCUCUCACCAGGAUUCUCUGUUUUUUGUAUUUUUUUCUCGAGUUUUGGGGCGGUGUAUGAUGUUUUUUGCGUGUUUUUUUGACACAGGAUCUGUACGACUGUAAGCUGCCAGCUGCAAAGGGCUUGAGUGGGGUUGUUUAGAGUUGGAAGGUGUCUAGGGUGUGGCGGUAAGUCCCGGAAGCCUAUGUGGGACAUAUUGUCCCCCCGCGAUAAGUCGCACACUUCGGAGAGUGUAAGUCUGCAGUGCCUAUGUGUUCCCCUCUCCCUCGUUCGCUGCCUCCGUUUCCUUCGUUCUUGCCCUCAUGGUGGAAGAGAUGGCCACUGUAGGCCCGGCAGUAUUCAGAGUGCAGCGUCUAACCCGACCUGGAAUGGAUAGCGAGGCUUUUUCUGAUUCUCUUAGGUUACUGCAACAAACUGAAGUGCGUACUUGGAUAAAAUAAGGCGUAUGCAAUUAAGUCAGACACUUGCUGGCGCCAGAGGAGCGAGAAAGCUUCAUCUUGGAGUUUCUGAGUUUUUUCUUUUGUAUGUGCUGAGAUAUAGUUGGUGGCGGUAUCUCGAGUAUGUCCCUCGGACCAUGUUUCUCUCCCCUCGGUCCUCCGGGUAGCUGCUUCUAUCGGUCCGUCACGCCUGCCCUUGCCUUUUCCGCCUUACCUACCUCCCUCCGUCGUGAGUGUUUCUGUUCCUUUUGUUCUUGGCCGUGACUCUCGUGCCGAGAUGUUUCAGUGAGCAUGCGCCCGCGUAUGUCUCUCCUCAUGCCUGGCACCUCUGUCAUCGAGCACCGAGCUUCGCAGCAUCUUCCUGCUCUCGGACUACAUGGGCCGUAGGUCUUUUUUACGUCUUGUUUUGUUCUGGUUCUGUUGUUUUGGUGUGUUCGUUCGUCGUGGCCUCUGGCCGUCUUAUUUUUUCAAUCAAAGCACCGGGUUAGGAAAGGGCUGCUGGGAUUGAGUUCAUAUUUUUGCAAGCUUCGUCUGGAUCGAAUGGUAGUAGUAGCUGCGCCUGCGGAUAAUUGUCUUUGUGUAAAGCUUGCUGAGAAUGCUAAAUGGGUAGAGUUGGCCCCCUGCCUAAACUGGAUCGCUCGGGCGACGCCGUUUGAGGUGUUGAGUGAUCGCUCGCCCUAUGGGCUAGCGUUUGGCUGUAAACCGCGGCACGCGUUUGCGAAUAAGUUUCGUGAGGAGAUUCUGCCACAGUCGAACUUGGCUUGGAAUGAGAGCGCUAAGCUUCGCCAAGUUCUGAGAGGGCAUUCGCCUGAGGCGCCUCCGAUUGCUGGCCAUCUGGUGGUAGUAAGAAACACGCACGCGUGAGAAGACAGCUUUGACCCCAAGAACUUCCCAGCAUUAUUGAGGGUGGAGUCCGUGGCUGAGGCCGCGCCGUGCAAUGCUGUUGCAUCUGUUGGGCGAAGCAGCGACUGGGGCAGCCAGUGGAGCGGCCCCCCUAAAACUGCUAACCCGUGCUGUGCCAGCUUCAAGCGCGCGCGAUUUUUUGCAAAAUCUUGACCAUCUCCCUUCGACGGAUGAGGUGUUAGGUAGAGCAGGGGAGGCGCUCACGCGGAAGGUCGAGGAGCGCGCUGAGUAGUGUUGUCCUCUGGCGUGAGUGUAGAGCCAGUCCUUUGGGAGUUAUGGGGAGUCUGAUGAUAAAAGUCUAAUAUUGCGUAAGGCCAGCAGAAUGAUCCUGCUGCGGUCACGCGGUCGGUGGGCUUGGGAUGGUUUGUUCCGUGGGAUCGUUGGGACAGACUGAGAAUGCGCGAAAAUUGUUCGUGUUUGAAGCUAAUGAAUAGCAAAGAGAAAACUGGAUCUAUGUUGCGAAGCAUCGCGCUUAUGCGGUGGACUGGAGUCCGAACGGAUUCAAGAAGAAGGCGAGGAGAGGCUGACUUUCAGCACGUUGCUGCUAGCCUGGUGCUGAGGUCUACCCUAGCACAGUGCUAGAGGGAUCUCGGACGCUGUGGAAGGGAAUUCUGAGCAGGAAAGUGGAUUAGUCAAGUAGCUUCUUGGGAUAGGUUCUGACUAGAUAGGGGCUCGCCUGUCUCGAAGCAGCAGAGGAGGCGUCGGCCUGGGGGCGUCUGUCUGUAUAUGUAACCGCUUCGGACUCUGUUGAAACAAGGACGAAUGCGCGAGGGUUGUUGCUACUUUGUUAGAGGGAGCAAAGUAGGUAGCUGCUCAGAGUCUUUGGCUUAGUUCGUGUCGGCUUGGAUAAGAAUUAAGCAGAGGACUACUGGGUAGCGAGACCUCCUAGGGAGGGAAGCCCCAAAACAGUAGCAGUUGUACAGUGCGUGGCACUAGAUCAAUCGCUCUGCAGGUCAGACGAGCAAUCUAGGCAAAGUUAUUCGAUGCAGAAAGUUCGUGGAAGGCUUGGCCAAGUGGGCCGCCUUAGGAUAGAAUUGGUCGCGUCUUCAAACUUGAGGGGGAACCCUUUAGGAGUAGGGAGGGAAGGGUCUAGGCUGGGUGGAUUAGGUUGAUAGACCUUAGAAAGCCCUUUGCUGGUCUGUUAGACGAGAAAAGGCGCGGGCUGCUGGUAUUUGCGAGGGUGCCAGGCGUACUUCCUGGAGACGGGAAGGGGCUAGGACUCAGUUGGCUUUUGGGCGCCAUUGCUUUGAGGGUGAUGGGGAUACAAUUACCACCAGGCGGAGCUCUUAAGAGGAUGGCUCCGACGCCUCACUGCGUAGGGGGGCAGUGUAGGACCUGGCCCGGGUGUAAACAGGUCGGCCUUCCGUGGAGAAGUUUGCCAGCGAUUCCAAGGAACUAGCGUCAAUGACUAAAAGACUUAGACGGCUGCUGCCUGGGCCUUCAUGGUUGGGCGGCUGUCAUUGUUAGACUAGAGAACUUGGAAAGUCAGCGCGAUACGUUCCAGCCUCAGGGCGGCGCUGUGGUCCGCAUUUAGGUGCUGCCAUAGUUACCAAACUGCGGCGCGGGCGGGGCCUCCUAGCGAGGUCGAUUGGGGAGCAUUCUUCCUCGGGCUUUGUUUCGUAAAUGGGGAACGUGCUCAAAGGUGAAAACCAAUAGCGCGCCCAUGCGUGCAUAAGAUGCGCGCAAGUAUCUAAUUGUGUGCUAUUCAUGCAUGGCCAUUAGGAGUGCUAUCAAUGUCAUACAUGUGGAGCGCGGUCCCUCUUAAUCAAGCGCCGCCAUCCGCUUCGCCGUUAUUUGCCUGGUUGUGCUCCUGCCAUGCGUGCGCUUGCUUAUGCAGAUUCAGCGCUUAGCGAUUGACCCUGCCAGCGUUCGGCCUCUGUCUCUUUCAGUGUUUACAUAACGAAGUAACUAGCGCGGGGUCUAGGACUGUCUUCAUCAGUGAGCUUGGCUCUUUUCACUCAGCCACGCACCGCCUUGGCUCUGCCUCCAUUAGGGCUGUGCGCAAUCUAUCGCGAAGGCGUUAAGACUAGGCCAGUGCUUUGCUAUACGCAUAGGCAAAGCAGCUUACUAACUUGGUUACUCUUUAGCUACUGGCUGCGUAGAUCUGACAAGCUGAAGGACCGACGCCCAAGAGUAAGAGUUGUGAGGCAGUUUAUUUUUUACUAUAGAAGCUAGCAAGGAGGCCAGCCUUUGGCACUGGCUGCGUGUCAGUCACGUGAAAGAAUGCGUCCCGCCAUGCAUCAUCUGGCGGGCGCAUGGACGGGAGUACCCAGCUGCCAGCGGGGCUACCACUGGCAAAAUUUGCGGAAGGCUGGGCCUGUUCAGAUGGGUACCCGUAUGAAUUGAAAACGCAGAACUUGGGCGAUAGAUAGCUAGAACUGAGCCCGCUAAGCUAGGCAGCCGCGUGCCAUUUUCGUUCUUAGCUAAGGCGCUGAGCUAAAGGCUGAAGGGCGGCAGGUGACUGGUAGACCGACUCGCGUGCUCGAUAUUAUUUAAGUGCUUCGAUAUAAGACCACGCGCGACGAGUUUGCUGGUGCACAAGGAGAAGAACACACAAGAAGGGCCGCGCGGCGUAGGCGCUUGGCCAUGAAUUUCUUGAAUGUACCAGGAAGCAAGUGGCAGAGCAUCGGCGUGAGUAGAUCAAUCCAUCGCGAACAGAGACCGACGCACGACGGACGCUGGCAACGGGUCAAACGCUCAGGCAAUCGCAUCGAUGUGGCUGACUUUGAUUCGUGUGAAGUAAUAGAUUGGGCGUGUGAAAACAUAAAAGAGAAACUGCACAAGGUGCCGCGGCGGAAGCAAGAAGCCCGCGCCACUUGCUUGGAGCUGAUAGCGCAGCAGAGUGAAUGGAUGCCCGCUCGCUCUCAGAUGAGCCACUUCGCGGAGGUGAAGUCGGAAAAUGGGGGGUCUUCUCGUCUAGACGAGUUACCCAGGUCCCCUAACUAUCUGGAACGCGAAGCCCAGCCCCCGGGUGGCAGCGCUUUGUGUCCGACAGAGUCAACCACUGAGACUAUUAGCAGACUACUGCUUGGUAAGAUUUACGCUGGAGGGGGUUCUGGAAUGCGGCGGCGAGGGUGCCACAUGGCACCAGGGUAGGGGAAAAGGGAGCAAGGCGUUGGGCAGCGUGUGAGCAUCGUGGCAGGGAGGGCCUCCAAGGGCCGCGGAGGGAGGCGGCAAGCGCGUAGUCCGUGCCGUGGAUUUCUCUCAUUUUGAGUCUCUCCCUCGGGGGGGGGGGUGUUAGCUUGGCGGAGGUGCUCUCGCGCUUCGUUGCUUGGAAGAGGCGCCUGGGCUUGAGGCGUGCUGCGAUUUUUAGCAACAAACCCGGCGGGGGACUCCAUUGAGGGACAUAGCUCCGUCGGGCGUUGGUGCUUCAGGUAAUGGGUGUGAAGAUGGGGGAGCGACCUGGCCGGCUAGGCUCACAAGCUUAUCCGCCUGGGCUGGGCGUUCCUUCUGCGUGUCUGAAAGAUAAACGUGACAGCAGGGGGCGGGCUUUGUGUAUUUUGAAUGGCUAAGACUGGGGCGUUGGGCCGUGUAAUUCCCGACGCCCGCCGCGGCGCGCUGUCCAUGGGUGGAGCUUGUCGAAGGCAAAAGCUGGGCCACAGUAUCGCCCUACCGCGGAGUGAAGUUGUGGCGGAUGGAGGUUUUUAGAGGGUCUGCCGAUGGAAAGCGGUGGGCUCUGGUCUGCGAUCUGUGUCGGCUGUUUCGGUUGGCCUUGGUUUCUGAUGAUGUGCGCGGCCUUCGGUGUUUGUGCAGAUUGAUGAGUCGAAAGCGCUCCAAAAUUGCUGGCUCUUACUCUUUGCAGUCGAAGUCGAUGCGGCUUUGUGGUGAGCUUUUUUCGAUGUCUCUCGGCUGGCGUGGUCUGUCUGGUCCUUUGUCCUUUUGAAGCUCCCAGAAGUCUCCUACUUUCUCGCGCGGGUGGAUCCUCAUGGGCUGCUCUUUGUUUCUCUUUUCGUUUCUGAAUAAUUUCGGAAAGAACGGCAAGGGGGCAAGGCUUACUGCUUUCCUCUUUCUCUUUUUUACAGCGGGCCAGAUGGCUCAGGCGCAUGCAAGAUUCGCCACCUCUUUCGACAGGGCUCCAAAGCGCCUUCGGGCUACUUUGCAUUGGCGGCGAGAUCUGAAGAAAAGGACAGCUUGGAUCACUUCAAAGAGCUCCAGUUCUUUCCUGUCUCGUCAUUGUGUUCGCCUUCUCUUGUAGUAGUAUUGUAAUUGCUGACCUGGGAAGCUUCAGCAAUCUUGUCUCGACUCGCCGUGGUUCGGGCUUCUUGGCACGACGAUGGGCCUGCGAUCUUCAGGCGCCGCGACCGUUUCGGGGAAUUUCUUGAUGGUCACAGACUCCUGUUCGACAGAGACAACGUGGAUGCAAUUCUUUUAGACGCACUUGGGCGGACUCUGGCGGCUGAUCAAUCGUACUACUUUGCUUCCCGCCGUUCUCCAUAAGACUGAUUUUGUCUACUAAAGCGUAUGGCGAUAGAAUUUAUGAAGUUCGUGGUGCAUCUACAUACUGCAUGAUCCUCCUGUCCCUCGAUACGACAUUUCUACAACGUGACUCUGAGGUUGAAAGCAGAGGCUGCUGCAGCGAUGGUGCAACGCGCGCUCUCUACGCUUCGCGCUUCGGUGAAUUUUUGCGGGCUUCUUUCUGGUUUCGUGCCUCCAGAUUUUAACGGCAGCCCAUCAAGCGAAGAGGACGACAAGAGGCGGGUCUUGCAAAAGCUAUGGACCGACUACGACGGAGGGGAACAUUUUCAAACGGACGCGGCAGUCGAGGAAUGGAGGACCCGACGGGCGAAAAUCAAUAAAGAUAGCCCCUAGAUGAGUCCGGCUGCACUGCUAACUUCCUUCCUUCUAUUUGUUGACCGCUAUCUCUUUUUCCAUGCAGUAGGUUUUACUAGUUUUGCUCCCAUAAGGAUGCCCAAGCAUUGGAAGCAUUUAGGUUUCUCGGUGGGGUGUACGAGGUCGAGGCCAACUAACCUCAUCUAUGAAGCAGAAUGGAGUCGCGACAUUUAUAGGCCUCCUGCAGAGAAAAGACAUGAUACAUCAGAGGCAAGUAGUGCGAAGGCGUGAGUAGUAUUAGAUAACUGAUCGAGUGCGCCCCUAUUCAAUGAAAAACUUCAAAUUAUAUACAGCCAAUAUUUUCCUUUUCGUGUGCAACUUCUCAGUUUUUCAGGUUGGUACUUGUUUCGUUUCAACACUCGUCACUUUGAAUCUGUUACACCGCGUCAGAAUUCUUUUUCAGAAAGCGACGAGAUUUAGACUUAGAAUGCUCAAGAUGAUGAGUAGUAUGAUCUGUAGCGUUAUCGACAAAUCUAAAGAAUCUAAAUCCCCAUUUGUUCGGUGCGACAACGUGAGAAAUUUUUUUCGAACAAACCGCCGAGACCCAGUUCGGUCAUGGUGCGCAGGCUGUUGCGUCUCGCCUAGAUUUUUUAACUUAGGGGCCUCAAUUAUGACGGCCGGGGGGAUAACGUGAUGAAUUUUUUUACGAACAAACCACCGAGACCCAGUUCGGCCACCAUGGUCAAGCUGCUGCGUUUCGCCUAGAUUUUUUUAACUUAGUUGCCUCAAUUAUGAUGGCCGAAGAGGCGCCGUGAUAUUUUUUUUUACGAACAAACCACCGAGGCCCAGUUUGGUCACCAUGAUCGAGCUGCUGCGCUUCGCCUAGAUUUUUUAACUCAACUCAAUCACGGUGGUCGGCCUACUUCCUUCAUUUGUGUAAUCGCAAAAGUGUAGGCCUCUCAUCAUCAUUUUUAGGGAGCUAAGUCGGCACGCCAGAUGUUGAGAGCUGUUUUGCCAUGAGGUGGCGCAAAUUUGUAGAAUUGCUGGAAAGUUUGCCAAAAAGUCGCGGUUUUCCAAGUAUUCUGCUAUCUAGGUUUUUCUCUUCGACUGGCAUUUUUAAUAUAACGUACUAGUUAGUCUUCAUCAUUACAGCCGAUUCAAUACAUACAAAAAAAUCGAAAUAUUGUCGGGAAAUACCAUGUCGAGAUGCGUGAGAGGUUGUGUGGCUGAUGCGAUCAAGUCGCGUAAGAACAUCGUCCUCAAUCUAUCUACGGACUAUCCAACAUUGAAAAACACGUGGUUACUGAAAAUCUAAAAAAUCUAAAUCCUGCUGAAGCUUGUUGUUUUCAGCGACUGGUCGGCCACCACAGUGAAUCAAAUUGACUCGAUCACAGGCCUCGCCAGGCACAUCAAUCAAUCACAACAGGAUCGCAAUCGGCGCAUCGGGCAUAUCUGUGAAUGUUGUGUAAUGAAAGAAGGUUGAUCUUGGAGGUGGGCGCUCCGUCG
Amoebophrya sp. A25 is the source of this 33108-nucleotide messenger RNA. The record is from the annotation of a GenBank genome assembly. NCBI's taxonomy places the organism in Eukaryota, Dinophyceae, Syndiniales, Amoebophryaceae.